AUGUCGAAAUAAUAGCAAGAAAAAUUAUAAAAUAAUCACUAACCAAACAGAAUUUUAGUAACUCCAAAUUAGAAUAAUGGUGAGCCAAAAUAAAACUACUAGAAUGAUAUUUUGGAAUAGUAAGAUGAUCAUUGCGAACCUUUUAACUGCAAAUAUAAUUGCUGUGAUGAAAAUGGAGCUUGUCCUGAUUAGUAAAGUGAUUGUUAUUUUUAUAAAUGUGAGAAUUUUAUGUGUGCUGAGGGAGGUUGCUGCAUAAAAGGAGUUUGCAGACCAGAAAAAGACUGUAAAAAUAGCAAAAUAUUCAGAUAUAUUUCAAUAGGAAUCUUAGUGGCUACUUUUUUGGUGCUUUAAUUGUUCAAAGAAAAAAUAGAAAAGUUCUUUUCAGAAAAAUAGUGGUAUAGCUGCAUCUAAAAUAAAGAGUAAUUAGAAUAAAACCAAAAUGGUUUGUGUGAUAAUAUUGUAGAAAAAACUACUUAAAAUUAAAUAUAAAUUGAAAACAGAUCAUCAAAUGUUUUAAAUACUCAUAAAAAAAACAAAAGCACUUUAGCUGCUUUUCAAUAUUUAGAAAGAAACAACAAUCUUAAUAUUUUUUAUCCUCAAGGCUAAAGGAGUAUCCUUUAAAAUUCAAAUGAAGACAAUUAUAGUAACACUAUUUUCUCUGAUAAUAAGAAAGAUAAUUUAGUAUUUAAGAAUACUGAUGUAAUUGUGGAUCAGUUUGCUUAAUCCCCUCUCGAAAAUAGAAUUGCUCAAUUAAAAGAAAAUCCUACCAGCUAGCUCAGUUCUUCAUUUAAUAUCAACAAGUUUCCUAUGGGAAUUUCAGAGCUUUAAAAUCAACAAUUCAAACACAACUGA
Messenger RNA from Tetrahymena thermophila SB210, 852 nucleotides. Its product is annotated as transmembrane protein, putative. The record is from RefSeq and is a predicted model, not a curated record. NCBI's taxonomy places the organism in Eukaryota, Ciliophora, Oligohymenophorea, Hymenostomatida, Tetrahymenidae. The transcript has a single exon.